AUGUCCCUAAGCACUACUACCUCUAGUUCUGUUCCUAAUUCCCGCCCACGGGCCAAGCAAGCCUGUCUGCCUUGUCGCAAGAAGAAAUCCAAAUGUCCCGGCCAGAGACCCGUAUGCGCGCACUGUGCGCGAUUGCGCCAACCGUGCUCGUAUGACGAUCGUCGAGCAGUUAGCCUCAGUCUACACAAAAGUCAAGUAAUAUUACAGGAGUUGAGUGACGCGCAGCCCAGUCCUGCCACAGGCCGUGUUCCAGUAGCACCCGAUGUCCCCCUCACUAGGCUAGCCCUGCCGCCCUGGGUCCAAGUCUCAGAGAUCGCGCAAUUGUACUUGCAAUGGGUGGAGUCGCAGCCGUUCCCACUUUUCCAUCAUGACACCUUCCUCAACACUCUCCAGUCCCGGGAUAUGAGGCUCAUCUACGCGUUGCUUGCGGUGGCGGGGCGCUUCUCGCCCCAUUCGGAGCAUCCUGGCGGAGAGGAGGUCUAUGCCGGGUACAGGCAGAUCGCUAAUCGGCUGGUUAUGGAGCAUAUCCUCAGCGGGGACGUGGCUAUAUGGACGUUGCAGACUCUCGUCCUGCUUGCCACGGCUGCAGGGCUCGAUGAUGAUAUCCAGCACUUGCAUUCCUACAUAUCACUGCUGGUGUUCUGGGCGAAUGUAAUACCCUGCUCGACAAGACCGGCUGGAAGGGCAGGGCUCGAGUACGACGACGAAGCUCUUCGAUGCCGUUGGAGUAUUAUUCUCUUGCAGAAGUUCUACUCGACAGCCACACAUCCUAUGAGCGAUGUCUUCACCGAAGAUGCCCGCCUCAAUGAGCAAGCGCCUCGACUUUUUCCCAGCAAAGUCAGCCCAACUCCUUCACCCGAGGAGUAUCAGUACGCAGACCAAGGGAUCGUGAUGACGACCAUCUAUCUAAGUGAAGUCUGGUCCCAAGCACGAUCAUACGUCCGCAGCCGUGGACACGCCAACAACGGACCCCCGCCGUGGUCGUACAAGUCCGCAUAUUCCCAGCGGAUGUCACUGCUGCUCCAGAUCGGGGCCAACCUGCCUUCCUUCCAUCGGUACGCAGUGGUCAAUCCCGAGGCUCAGACCCUGGAAGACAUCAACGCAGACCGGGAGUACUGGGCGCCGUGGUUUCUGAGUCGGUUUCUGUACCACACCACCGUCUGCCUCUUGAACCACCCGCUCCUGGUCAUGCUCUGUGCCCGAGAGAGGUGUCCCGUGCCGGAGAUCCAUCUGCAGCAGACCUCCUCCCUCAUCUCCCACCACACACGCUGGAUCUCCGACCUCUUGAUUCUCCUCGAAGAGAAAGCCUUCAGGAUUACUGAUCCCAUCGUGGGGUACUGCGCUGCCAUCGUGGCCACCAUCGAGCUCCAGCUCCAAUACACCGGGUCGACAGAUGAGCGAGCAAUUAAGAAGCAGCGGCUGCAGCGCUGCGUCGAUAUGGUCGACCAGCUGGGAGCGAUUUGGCCCGCGCUGCGUAGACUCUCCACCACCCUCCACCAACUCAUCCACGACACCGCAACAGCCUACCAACAAAGCACCCAGCACAACACGGACUUUCGCGUCCGACUGUCCGGCUUCUGGGAGGUUCUCGAGUUUCCCACCUCCAUUGCUGCAACUACAAUGGCAGCAACAACGACACCCCAAAGCCAGUCCCGCAGAAGCGAUCACCAGCGCUCGUGCCAGCCAUCAUCUCAGUCAUCCCAACAACAACCAGAAGAAGACCCCGGGCUCUCCCGACUCGAGUACCCCUACCGAGUGACGCGAUCCCGCCAACAGACCGGGCAGAAACAUUACCCAGCCACAGAGCGAAACCCUGCUUCGCCCUCCGCCUCCAUUAACGCGACUAUUGCCUUACCGACUGCGUACAACAAUACCGGCUUCAUCGCUAUGCCGGAUCCUCUAGCCCUAUGCCCCACAGACCCGCUCUUCGGGCCGGAGUUCUUCGAGUUCGGUGCACAGAUUGGUAGGGGGCAUUUUUGAUUAUGUCUUGUUGGCUGGAUCGUAUCAGGCACGGUAACGGUUACGGAACACUCUGGGUUGGACUGGGUUUUGGGAGUGUGGUGCUUGGUCGUUGCUGUUUGUAGUUACAUGAAAGUCGAUAUAGGGUGGUGGACUCACUACAGGCGGUUGGUGAAAUGUUGGCGUGUUGGAAUUUAUGAUACCAAUGUCCUUAUUUGGAUUUGAACAGGGGGUAAAGAGAUAUGUAUGCAAU
Messenger RNA from Aspergillus fijiensis CBS 313.89, 2212 nucleotides. RefSeq lists its product as uncharacterized. Gene Ontology annotation, cellular component: nucleus. Bases 1 to 1980 code for a protein of 659 amino acids. Gene Ontology annotation, molecular function: DNA-binding transcription factor activity, RNA polymerase II-specific; zinc ion binding; DNA binding. Gene Ontology annotation, biological process: regulation of DNA-templated transcription; DNA-templated transcription. The record is from RefSeq and is a predicted model, not a curated record. Lineage: Eukaryota; Fungi; Ascomycota; Eurotiomycetes; Eurotiales; Aspergillaceae. The transcript is spliced from 2 exons.